AUGGGUAGUUCAGUGGUAUCUACGAACGCAGCAGAAACUCAAUCCGUUGUAAAGCCGGGCUCUUUGUUGACAGCUACGGUCAACUCUUCAUGGCUAUCACCUUCCCAUCUAUAUGCCUUUGGAUUCUACAAGCAAGGCAAUGGUUAUGGUCUAGGCAUUUUUCUUGCUGGUCUUCCACAGAAGACAGUGGUUUGGACAGCCGACCGAGACAAACCUCCAAUUCCAGCUGAUUUUAAAUUGAAUUUCAAAAGUAAUGGACGACUGGUUCUGCAAUCGGCACAAGGCACAGAGACGGGCCUCGCCAAUUUCCCGGUAGGUGCCAGCUCAGCAUCGAUGCUUGACUCCGGCAACUUUGUUCUCUAUAAUUCUACUAAUCAUAUAGUAUGGCAGAGUUUCGAUUACCCAACCGACACCCUUUUACCAACGCAGAGUAUUUCCGCCGGACAAGUGUUGUAUUCCAGUCUUUCACACUCUAACCAGUCAACCGGCAUAUUUCGUCUCUUGAUGCAAGAAGAUGGAUAUCUCGCAAUGUACCCAAUUGGAACUCCAUACACAAAGGAUUAUGGUUAUUGGUCAGCUGGUAUAAAUGGACAAGGAAAUGAUGUGAUACUAAAACUUGAUGAUGAUGGUCAUCUCUAUUUGCUCAAUGGCGCUGGCGCUUAUAUAUGGAAUCUAACAUUGGGAGAAAGUUAUACAAAAGGUUUUAUCUACCGAUUGACAAUUGACCCCGAUGGGAUUUUGCGGCUAUACUUUCACAAUAGGAAUCAGAAUGAAGAUUGGACAGUCGCAUGGUCUAUGCCAGAUGACAAGUGUGCGCCUAAGGGUCUAUGUGGAUUUAAUGGAUAUUGUGAUUUAAAUGUUCAGGGCGUUGGUUGCAAAUGUCUUCCUGGAUUUGCGUCGGUCAACCAAGGCGAUUGGGGUUCAGGCUGUGAAAGGGAUUUCACUGCAGAAAGUUGCAAAAACAACAAAAAUACCAUGGAAGCAGUGCCUAAUACCGUAUGGGAAAAUGAUAAUUAUUCGGUUCUCAUAUCGUCAACACAAGAGAAUUGCAGAGAAGCAUGUUUGCAGGACUGCAACUGUGAAGCUGCACUAUUCAAAGACGGGUUGUGCACAAAACAAAGGCUUCCUUUGCGAUUUGGGAGAAGACUACAAAGAGAUUCAACGGUAGCCCUCAUCAAGGUGGGUACAUCUAUAGAUAGAAAUCUGCCAAAGGAGGACAUCAUAAUAGUGAGUGUUUCAUUUGUUGCUUUUGCAUUAAUUGUCUUAGCAAUUUCUGGAAUUGCAAUUUACAGAUAUCGUGUUUGGUCAUACAAAAGGAUAUCUAAUAAUGGAGACAUUGUCUUGCGUGAGGAUUUUGCUCCAAAAUCAUUCACUUACAUAGAACUUGAGAAAGUGACUGACGGUUUCAAGGAAGAGCUUGGCAGAGGAGCGUUUGGGACAGUAUAUAAAGGGGCAAUAAAGAAUGGCGACAGCGAGAAGAAUGUAGCCGUCAAGAGGCUUGACAAAUUGUUGGCCGAACGGGAAAGAGAAUUUCAUACAGAGAUGAAAGUUAUUGGGAGAACACAUCACAAAAACCUUGUGCGUCUAUUGGGUUAUUGCCAUGAUGGACCCAACAGGCUUUUGGUGUACGAGUUCAUGACAAAUGGGUCACUUGCAGAUAUACUCUUCACACCUGAAAAACAACCUUCUUGGGAUGAAAGAAUGGAAAUUGCUCUCAACAUAGGAAGAGGAAUUCUUUAUCUCCAUGAGGAGUGUGAGCCACAAAUCAUUCAUUGUGACGUAAAGCCCCAGAACAUACUCAUGGAUGAAAACAGGUGCCCAAAAAUCUCUGACUUUGGAUUGGCAAAGCUGUUAAAGGCAGAUCAAACUAGAACCUUUACAGACAUUAGAGGGACAAAAGGAUAUGUUGCCCCAGAGUGGCAUCGGAAACGGCCCGUGACAGUCAAAGUAGACGUGUAUAGUUUUGGAAUUGUGCUGUUGGAAAUUAUAUGUUGUCGAAAGAGUGUGGACCAAAAUCUUCCAGAGGAAGAGGCAAUUCUUGAAGAAUGGGCAUACCAAUGCUUUGAGAGUGGUGAGCUAGGUAGACUAGUGAAUAAUGAAAUGGUUGACAAGAGACAAUUAGAGAGAAUGGUUAAAGUAGGACUUUGGUGCAUUCUGGAUGAGCCCUCACUCCGCCCUUCAAUAAAGAAGGUUCUACUCAUGUUGGAAGGGACCAUUGAUAUCCCAGUCCCUCCAAGUCCAACAUCAUUUCUAUGUACCGUAUGAUUCCA
Messenger RNA from Corylus avellana, 2270 nucleotides. Lineage: Eukaryota; Viridiplantae; Streptophyta; Magnoliopsida; Fagales; Betulaceae. The record is from RefSeq and is a predicted model, not a curated record.